CUUGGUCCUUCAUCGCGGAGAUAAAAAGUCCUCCCGAUCUUGACCCUCCCCAGGUUCUGUCGCGGACGUCGGGCAUUAUACUAUAUUUCAACAUGUCAGACCCGCACGCUGGAUCCCAAUCUGGAGGCAGCCCGCCGGCGUCGCGAAGGAAGACGCGGACUCGGACGACCACCGCGUGCACUGCUUGCCGGGCGAGAAGAACCCGAUGUGACAGCCAGAAGCCGGGGUGCGGCUAUUGUCGUAUCCGCGGACUCAAGUGCCAAUACGAGCAGAGCAUACCGGUCCCUCCAAAUAGAGUCGAGGCAGAACUCGCGGCAAUACACGAGCGGCUGGACUACAUCGUUGGGAAACUGCCCUUGGACGCUACCCAACAGCCUACCAUUGUUCCCCACGGAGUAUUGGUGGACCCCAGCCAGGGAUGCCAUGUCUUCACUGGCGAGGAGAAACUACCUUUCCAAUUGCUCGGGACCGAGUGCGUCAUGGCCAUCCUUGGUCUUGGCCCUGGUUUUGCUGAGGAGAUUGCGAGGCUCGAGAGAAAUGUUCCGCCCGUAUGGUCAGGCCACUCAUCGAGGAUGCACCUCAUUCAACAACAACAUGCCCUUAUGGCUCUCGCUGCCUUCUCCAGACAUAUCCACAUUUGGUACCCAAUACUACACCCUGGCUUUUCAACACGCUAUCUUAGCAUCAUCUCAGGAACUCUGACGCCGGGUCCCGAGUCAUGUCUGGGACUGCUGGUGGCCGCAGUUGGCGCUCUUGCCCAGCGGGACUAUCAAUUAGGAGGCUCUGGUUCUGAAAACAGCAGUGAGCUCUACUUAGAAGUCGCCAUGGCCUCGUUGCCUGUGGUACUCACCGACAAGAGCAUCGAGAGCGUCCAGUGUCUGUUCUUGCUAGGCAUUUACCACUGUUGUGUUUCUAAGCCGAGCCAGGCAUACGACUACACCAUGAUGGCGUCCUUCAAGGUGCAGAAUCUACUCAAGCACGUGGGAGCAAGCACCAGUGAACCUUACCAACAAGCUAUAAGAGCCUAUUGGGCGAUCCUUCUCCUCGAGAGUGAGCUUCGUGUUCAGCUUGACGUUGUGGAAAGCGGUAUCUGGAACCAAGACGAUAAAGUAGCCUUGCCCAAUAGCCGCCGUGCAUGGCAAUUCGAUAUUGAUACAGGAUCGCCUGAAAGCACGAACACUUCACCAGCGGGCAGCAUCAUGUCUGCCGCUGAAAUACCUCAGAAUGACAGAACGCAGUCGUUCUUCCUCGCUGAAAUCUCCAUGAGACGAAUGUUGCACCGUUGCAAUACAGCUAUCCGCAAGAGUUCUCAUGGCGAGGUAGUUUAUGCUCCCAGUAUCGCUUUAGAGCUUGAGCUCCAACUCGAUGAAUGGUAUGACUAUUUGCCACAUGUCGUUCGCUUUCAGCAGCUCCAAGUCAACAAUCUCGCGGAUAACGACAACUUACUAUAUGCUGAGCCUCUUAGCAUCUUCCUCCGGGUCCAGUAUUACUGCUGCAAACUAUCGAUAUAUUGGCCAGCGAUUUACCAGAGUAUCCAAGAUGGUACAGCGACUCCUGAAGUUUUUCAACAUUGCGAAAGAUUCUUUAGUGCGUAUACCCAGUUGAUGCCUAGUAUCUUGAUUUCUAUUCAAAACUGUAUCGUCAAUCGCUGGACGCUUUAUUCAUCUAUCUUCAUGUCAUCGCUUGCAGUUAUAAAGGCGUCCCAAACUCGUUGCAUUCGAGUUAAUUGCGUGGUGGAUUGGUCUCAUCUUAUUGCGUGUUUGAAAUCUACGUUAUCUGUCGAUAAACGGAUUAUCGAGGCCAGUCCGUCAUUGAUAUUGAUGGAAAGUACGCUAAAUCGGCGACUGACAGAGUUCCAGCUUUGGCUUGGGGAAGAGAUAAGUAGGUCUUAAUGAACAAUAUGUAAAUUGGUG
Messenger RNA from Fusarium oxysporum Fo47, 1913 nucleotides. RefSeq names its product fungal specific transcription factor domain-containing protein. The record is from RefSeq and is a predicted model, not a curated record. NCBI's taxonomy places the organism in Eukaryota, Fungi, Ascomycota, Sordariomycetes, Hypocreales, Nectriaceae. Gene Ontology annotation, biological process: DNA-templated transcription; regulation of DNA-templated transcription. Bases 93 to 1892 code for a protein of 599 amino acids. The transcript has 2 exons. Gene Ontology annotation, molecular function: DNA-binding transcription factor activity, RNA polymerase II-specific; zinc ion binding; DNA binding.